Molecule: messenger RNA, 1407 nt
Organism: Penicillium salamii
Lineage: Eukaryota; Fungi; Ascomycota; Eurotiomycetes; Eurotiales; Aspergillaceae
Source: the annotation of a GenBank genome assembly
AUGGGCCCGUCUCUCGCCAUGAUGCGACUUGCCUUGGUAGGCCUUCUGGCCUUCGUCUCAAUCGCAUCGGCCCUGCCUGCAUCGAAACUUUCACGAGCGCUAGCGGAUCCCACCACAGAUCCCUUCUACCAGCCUCCUGCUGGCUACGAAUCAAAGGAGCCAGGAACGAUCCUGGCCCAGCGCAAUGUCAGCGCUGCGUUCUUCGGCCUUAUUCCAAACCCCAUCGAAGCUCACCAGCUGCUGUAUCGCACCACAGCUGUCAAUGGAUCCGCUAUCUCGACUGUGACUACAAUCUUCAAGCCCAAGGGUGCCAAGUCUGACCGGUUCAUCUCGUUCGCCACGGCCUACGACAGCUCCGCGGUGAAAUGCCAACCUAGCUACGCCUAUAGACUCGGCGCUGCACAGGAUAGUCUGGUUGCCUCGGUUGAGGUGUUGAUUAUUGAAGCUUAUCUUCUCCUUGGAUACACCGUCGCGUCUCCGGAUUACGAGGGCCCUGAUGCGGCCUUCGGUCCCGGCCGUCUGGCGGGUAUGGGCGUGUUGGAUGGUAUCCGGGCUGUGAAUAACUUCGACACUUUGGGUCUCGACAAGAACCCCAUGGUCGUCGGCAUUGGCUACUCCGGUGGUGCCAUCGCCACUGGGUGGGCAGGCUCGUUGCAGCCUAACUAUGCCCCUGAGCUGAACAUCAAGGGAUGGGUCCAAGGUGGAACUCCUGCGAAUCUCACUGGAACAUUGCUCACCAUUGAUAACACGGCCUUCAGUGGAUUCCUUCCCGCUGCUGUCGUUGGCCUUUCAGCGCCAAGUGCGUACGGAGCCGAGCUUGAUCCCAUUAUCCACAAGAUUUUGACACCAGCAGGCCGCAAGGCCAUUGAUGCCGCUGCCAACCAAUGCGCGGUGCAGGACCUAGCGAGCUUCUUCGAGCAAUCGCUUCUCGAAACCAAAGUCCAGACUUUGGGCGAUCGCCUCCUCUACGAGCCUACUAUCCAGUCUAUUCUGCAGAAGAACAACAUGGGUGUGCACAAGGACGAGACCCCGACUGCACCCACUUUUGUUUACCACGCCACUAACGACGAAGUCAUUCCCUACGCCAACACUACCACCAUGGUAAACUCUUGGUGCGACGCGGGUGCCAAUGUCAAGUUCACUACCUAUGCCAACGGUGGUCACGCGACCACAGAGAUCAUCGCGUUGCCGGAGGCCAUCAAAUUUACUGAAGCUGCCUUUGAUGGCAAGACGGCGAGUGGCUGCACCAAAAACACUGAGCUCUCUAACAUCCUCAACCCGUUGGCUCUCGGCGCGUCUCUGGAGCCGAUUCUUGUCAAGCUUGUUGAUGGUUUGGCCCACCUGGGCGACAAGGACUCCAAGGUUAUGUCCGAUAUCAACAUCCUUGGUAUCAAGCUUCCGGUCUAA